AUGAGUGUUUCUUCCGGUGGCGGGACAUCCUACAAUCAUGUACUACGAAUUGAAUCAAGUGAGGCACCAGCUUCAUCCCGCCACAAGAGAUCAUAUGGGGGCGUACUAGAAGCCGAAUCAAGUGACGCGUCAGCGCAGGAUUUUCACUCAAUCAAAUGCCGCAAAGUGGGGAGUAUGUCUCAUCGAACACCGCCUGAUUCAAGGUUGGAUGAUCAACAAUUCAUCAAUCACCUCAUGAAUAACGCUGCAUUUGCCGACUCAACAGGAAGAUACACAGACGCUGUAGCAAUAUAUCUGCAACUCCUGGAUUUGUAUACCGCCAACAUGUUAAAAUGUGAAAGAAAAAACGGUGUGACCAACAGAGGUCCCCAUUCAGGGUGGAUUCUGUCUUGUUUCAAUCUAACACGGUGUUACUUGAAGCUAAAUCAUCCGCAAGCGGCCUCCGAUAUCCUUCAACAAGCCUGGAACCCAGAUUCAAGUCUAGCCAUACCUGCGACACAUCCAAAGUAUCUGGAACUAUCCCAUUUGUACUUCGAGAUUGAGGAUAGGUUACAAAAUUCUUCUAAUACUAAGAAAUACAUGACUGAAAAAAAUAAUGCUCUUCACCUUCACCAGGAGUUUACACCAGAAAGUUGUCAAGACGAAUUCACCAUCAAUGAUAUUUUGGAUCUGGUAUAUAUGUAUGGUCAAGAUUUUCUGUCUCGAGAGCAAUCACAAGAUGCCAUCUUGCUUUUGGAGGGGGAGAUAAGUCGCAUCACAGCAGAAAACAAACUAUAUGAAUCAAAAUUGAAAGAAAGGAUCGUCAAAAUCCACCUACUUCUUGCCGAGGUGUAUUUGCAUGUUGGCCAACCACUCCAGGGAGAAGAGAUUUUGAAGCGAGUAUGGGAUGCUGAAAGCCGUUUCUAUAUCAAUCAUCUUGAUAAAAAUUAUCUUUGGAUGGCACAGCUUUAUAGGCAAACCAGUAACAAAGAGCAGUGCGACACCACGUCUUGCAGACAUCGAGCCCAAAAAGGAAGGGAACCCACACUAUACAAACGGCUUGCUCUGACCCCAAUGGCUAUUCCGGCCAAGAUCAAGAGUCAUUGGAAGUCUUGCAUGUUGUAUUUUCAUCCAGAUAAGGGUGGACACACUGGCGUAGCACAACAGAUUACGGCGGCUGCUACAGUGUUACUUGAUCCAGAGAGUCGUCGCCGAUACGAUUUAAAGAUUAAUGCUUGA
This is a messenger RNA of Melampsora larici-populina 98AG31, 1218 nucleotides long. RefSeq lists its product as uncharacterized. Gene Ontology annotation, molecular function: protein binding. The record is from RefSeq and is a predicted model, not a curated record. NCBI's taxonomy places the organism in Eukaryota, Fungi, Basidiomycota, Pucciniomycetes, Pucciniales, Melampsoraceae. The transcript is spliced from 5 exons. The coding region runs from base 1 to 1218 and encodes 405 amino acids.